Molecule: messenger RNA, 1968 nt
Organism: Racocetra persica
Lineage: Eukaryota; Fungi; Glomeromycota; Glomeromycetes; Diversisporales; Gigasporaceae
Source: the annotation of a GenBank genome assembly
GAAGAUGAAAUCCUUUUUGCCCGCACUUUUCAUGCUGUUGUAAAAAACAUUACACAUCUUUGCAGUCGUGAUCGCUCUCGUGUUUGGGGUGGAGAAGGAUGGCAAAAAGUUGUUGUAUGUGUUGUAUCCGAUGGUCGUAAAAAAAUUAAUCAACGUACUUUAGCUUAUUUGGCAGCAAUUGGUGUAUAUCAGGAUGGCAUUGCAAAAGAUACCUUCAACAAUAAGGAUGUUUCUGCUCAUAUUUAUGAGUAUACAACUCAACUUUCAAUUGAUCCUGAUAUGAAAUUUAAAGGUGAAAAGGGUGAAAUCGUUCCUAUUCAAGUCUUAUUCUGUCUUAAAGAAAAGAAUGCUAAAAAGAUUAACUCUCAUCGUUGGUUUUUCAACGCAUUUGGUGCUAUGCUUAAACCAAAUGUAUGUAUUCUUCUUGAUGUUGGUACCAAACCUGGCGGUACUUCCUUAUAUCAUUUGUGGAAAGCUUUUGAUCUCAAUUCUAAUAUUGCUGGUGCUUGUGGUGAAAUCGUUGCUAUGAAAGGAACUGCUGGUGUUAAUCUUUUAAAUCCUAUUGUUGCCGCUCAAAAUUUUGAAUAUAAAAUAUCCAAUAUUUUGGAUAAACCACUCGAGUCUGUAUUUGGGUAUAUCACCGUAUUACCCGGUGCUUUCUCCGCUUACCGUUAUCGUGCUCUUCAGAACGACCAAAAUGGAAAUGGUCCUUUGGCUUCUUAUUUUUUGGGUGAAGCCGCUCAUGGUUCUGAUGCCGAUAUCUUCACCGCUAAUAUGUAUCUCGCUGAAGAUCGUAUCCUUUGUUUCGAAUUGGUGGCUAAGCGUAAUUGUUCUUGGUUAUUGCACUAUGUUAAAUCUGCGUACGCGGAAACUGAUGUACCUGAUCAAGUGCCUGAAUUAAUCUCUCAAAGACGACGUUGGUUAAAUGGUUCUUUCUUUGCUGGUGUUUAUGCUAUUUGUCAUACUUUUGCUAUCUGGAGAAGUGAUCAUACUGUGAUUCGCAAACUCUUUUUACACGUUGAGAUGGCGUAUCAAACAUAUAAUCUUAUUUUCUCAUGGUUUGCCUUGAAUGUUAUUGAGGGCCUUUGGAGUAAAACUGCGGGUGACAUAAUUUUCCAGAUCUUACGUUACGUUUAUUUGGCGCUACUUAUGAUUCAGUUCAUUUUAGCCAUGGGAAAUAGACCUCAAGGUACAAGAUGGGCUUACGUCAGCUCAAUAGUAUUCUUUGCCGGCCUUAUGUUAUACAUGUUGUUUGCAACAGGCUGGCUUACAUAUAAAGGGGUUAAAUUCCAGUUAGAAGAUUUACGUAACUCAAGUAGUCUUACUGGUGCCAACACGUCCACCGCCGGGGCCAUUUUGAAUGAUUCUACUUUUAGAAAUAUUAUCCUUUCCGUGGUCACUACAUAUGGAUUAUAUUUUUUUGCAAGUUUCUUGUUCUUUGAGCCAUGGCAUAUGUUCACCAGCUUAGGACAAUAUCUGCUAUUGGUACCAUUUUAUAUAAAUAUCUUAAACGUUUACGCGUUUUGUAACGUCCAUGAUGUCAGUUGGGGUACAAAAGGUGAUACUGGAACAAAAAAAGAUUUGGGUACUGUUGCUGCACCUGGGAAGGGUGGUGAAGUUGAAGUUGAAGCACCUGUGGAUCAAAAGGAUAUUAAUGCUGCAUAUGAUGAAGCUGUUAACGAAUUAUCACGGCAUGUUGAAGAGGAACAAAAGCAACCUUCAGAAGCAGAAAGACAAGAAGAUUAUUAUAAAGCAUUCCGUACAGAAGUCGUGCUUGCUUGGACCAUUAGCAAUGCUGCAUUAGUAGCUGCUGUUACAAAUGGCAGUUCAACCUUAAAUUCAAUAUUGCCUCAACAAAAAAGAAGUAAUGAUUAUAUGGCUUUCAUUCUUUGGUCUGUUACUGGAUUAGCUUUUUUCAGAUUUUGCGGUUGUUGCACGUAUCUACUUUUUAGAUUGUUUACUGGUUAG